This is a messenger RNA of Rosa rugosa (rugosa rose), 4087 nucleotides long. RefSeq lists its product as uncharacterized. The transcript has 4 exons. The record is from RefSeq and is a predicted model, not a curated record. Lineage: Eukaryota; Viridiplantae; Streptophyta; Magnoliopsida; Rosales; Rosaceae. The coding region runs from base 223 to 3915 and encodes 1230 amino acids.
AGACCCCUUUCCUUUCUCUCUCGAGCGGGAAAAAUAUUACUUAAUUAAUGUAGUACUAUUAACAACAAACAAACAAAGCUCCCCCUCUCUCUCUCUUACUUUCUCUAUCUCCCUCCCUCUCUCUCUCUAAAGUCUCUAGCUUUCUUUUCUUCCCUAGCUUUGCUAGCUCAGAUUCUCUCCAAACCCUUAUCUCUAGCUCUCAUUUCUUCUCCAAAAAGGACCAUGGCUGUUGCGUUUGAAGGCUUCUCCAUCCGGGAGUACGCGGCGAAGAUGAGGACCGCGGACGUGUUCAAGUGCUGUCCCUUCGUCGACGACGAUCAUGAUGAUAAAGUUAUGAGCAAAGAGCAAGCCGAGUCCUUGUUACCUCCGAUCACUGUCACCAAGUUCAAGCUGUGGUCCCAUGAGCUCGACCGCAUCAAAUCCAACCUUCAACCCCAAGAGGAGACUAUCCUCACCCUCACCAACAAAGAAAGCGCCGAAGAAAUUCCAACCAACGACCAUCAAUUCCCUGCCGUGCCUGAACGACAUGAGGAGGUUGAGGUGGCGGAGAAAGCACCGGGGUCGUUUCUUUGCCCUGUUUGCAAGGAUUUCGAAGGGGCGAGUGUCAAUGCCGUCCACGAGCAUGUCGAUAGGUGUCUUGUUCACACGUCUAGGGAGGAGCGGAGGCCGGUGAAGAGAGGAGGCACCGCCAAGGCGAAGUCCAAGGCCCCCAAGAAGAGAUCCAUCGCUGAGAUUUUCGCUGUGGCGCCGCCGAUGCCAACUGUUGAUGAGACGAAUGAAGAUGAAGUUAGUGAGAACGAAGAAGACGAAGAUCAACAGCUUGUUGUUUGUACUACUACAAAACUAAAGGCGAAGAAGGUUAAGAAAAGAAAGAAAGAGAAGAGUGUAGUACUCUUGGAAGAGAACAACAAUUUCAACAAGAAGAUUAACAAGAAGAAAAACAAGGAAAAUUCUUGCAAACUCAAACAGAAAACUCCAGUCAAUUUUGCCAAAAAACUGCAUAAGAAGGUUGCAAUAGAUAUUUCUGAUGCUGUGACUGGCCGUGCAAAGACACCAAAUGUGAAAUAUUUAUCUACACAGAAGAGAAAAGUAGAUCAAACAUCCAAAUUUAUUCCUAAGCAGAAAAAGCCAAUGUUUACCACUCGCAGUAUUCUCAAGAAUCGUGUUCUUUGUGGGCAGAACACUACAUUUUACAGAAUGGAAGGUGAUAGUCAAGAAAAUACUUGUGGUUUUCAACAUUCAAGAAGGCAUGUCAAGUUUUCUGGCAAGGAUGACAUACUUGGUCCAAAAAAGAAUGAAAAAUCUUCAUUUGAGCAUAACUUUUUUUCUGAUACAUUAGCUAGUUCAUCAGAGAAGGAUCAGUCUGCUGACAGUGAUAAAGAAGCAGCCCCAAUUGAGGUUGACAGAAGAGAAAACAAUGUUUCUGUCAGCACAGAUAAUGGAAUUGAGGCUUGCAGUAAACCUGGAAGGAAAGAAAAUCCUGAACUUCUUGAUCACGUUGGUUUACCAAGUUUUCUUAGGCCGCAUAUAACUAGUCAAGAAAAAGCAAAGCAUUUGGCAGAGAAACCUGUACCAGCAAGUAAAGUUGCUGCAACUCCAGAUAAUAAUUUGCACAUGUUCAGUCAAGGCUACCUGACCGCUGCACGUGAACCUGCAUAUGCUGGCAUUCCUAGGCUGAUAUCUGCUCUAGAAGAUUCCUGCAUAAAAACUCAAGGAAUUACGGUUUCCAGAGCUUUUGGUUCCAGCGGCAAGAUGAUUGAUCAUUUUGUGCAUCCUAUCCAUGGAGUUUCUGCACUGAGUUCAAAGGAAAACACAGGAGCAUUUUUCGAACCUUCUAUACAUAAUUUCAUUUCAAAUGAGAAUGUAAAAGGGAGGAUUCAGUUUCUGUCACCAUCUGAAAGAGACAGAAUUAGUGAUCAUGGUCUGCACUACCAGUCCAUACGUCCUCCUAUGGACGUAGUAGGUGACUCAUAUCCAUUUCCGCAGUGGAAACAAAGACCAGUUACCUUUACGGAAAGGCUUUUGGAUGAUAAGUUUUAUGGUUUGCCUCUCAAUUCACAUGGUGAGCUAAUACAGUUUAGUUCAAGGGGUGGUAGUGGAUUUGACCAGCUGGGGAAGUUGAAUACUGUAGCUGGAUCCUCCAGUAGCUUACCUGCAUACAACCAGCAUUUUGUUGAGAGAGAAGUUCCAAGAGACAAGUUAAAUUUGUUUCCAAUGCAGAAUUAUGUUAGAGAGAAUUGCAGUUCACAUUUUCCAGAUAGAUUAGGUGUUACUUACUUUGGAAGUGCUCAAAGACCAGAUGUGCACCAGCUUGAUUUUGGGAGCAGAAUCAGCCACUCUUUUCAUCCGCUUCAUUCAGACCUGAACGCAUUCAGCAUCUCUAGCACUAGAUGCAGACAGUUUAACCAGGUACAGAAUGACAACAUAGGCAUAGGCGGAAUGAUUCCUAAGGAAACUUCAUGUCCCAUGUCGCUGAACAUGAAUCAACCAACAAUGCGGUUAAUGGGAAAAGAUGUUGCAAUUGGUAACAGUAGCAGACAAAUUCAUGGGUUUGAGGAUGGAAAGCUUUGGAUGGAUAAGGAAAUUAUAGCUGAGCAUUGUCCUUCAAGUAAUGCCUUGCUGAAUUCUUCAUUGAAGCAGAAUUUCCAUCAGAAUUGCUAUCCACCCACAACAUCAGCAAAGUUGAAAGAAACUGUAUCGCAGUCCUUAGGAAUUUGCAGUGAACAGGCUCCACAAUCAAAUUUACGGAUGAAAGCUCCAGAGUUCAGGUUUCCUCACCCUUACCAGAAGUGGCAAAGUGGCUCUGGGUUUGAGCAUGGCAGCCAUACCGCCUCCAGAAGUCCAAGUUCUAGUUUACUUCAUUUCUCUCAGUCACCAAAUUCACCUGCAUUGUUCAAUGGGGAACACAAUUUUUGUGCACCGUUCAUAUCUAGAACUGAAUCUCUACAAUCUCAACUGUUUGGUUCUCAGCUACCUGUAUUAUCUACUCCGCAGAUUACCUAUGAGCAUGGGAUUUUAAGACCUGCUGAAACCAGUUGCAAGCAGCAUCCACCUCAUUUUAGAAAAUCAGCAUUUGACUUCCCUUUCCUAAAUCCAGAAUGUAGAGAAAAUGUCCAAUCAUCAUGGUUUCAGAACUCCUCUAAGGCUGGCCUGCCCCCUUGGUUGUUGCACGCAACGCUUCAGCAAAACCCGCCAAUUACAGCUCCUCAGGUUUUUCCAAAUACUGCUAGCAAACACCUUCAUCAUAUCAUGCCCAGAAAGAACAUUUUUAAUGCCCCUUCCAUGCAUUAUUCAUCUGAAGUUUCUCAUUCACAAGUGAAGAGGUCACCAGUUCCUCAGACUGCGGUUCUGCCUCAGCAUGUUCAAGUCAUUCCAGAUGAAAGUCCCAGUUCUGCCAUGAUAGACAUGAGCUACAGGAACAGAAUGAAUGUCAAAGACAGAAUGAAACCAAAACCUUUUGGUAUCGAAGACCCUUAUCCCUGUAAGAGAACCAAGAGAUUAGCAGUUGAUUCAACAAACCCUCCUAACAUAAUCGACUUAGAAGUGCAAGAAAAGUCACGUGUUGUGGCAGGAUUGUCGUCAAGCGGGGACUUCAUUGAUGAAAUGCAGUCAAAUUUCAGAGCACUUGACCUUGAAUCUAGUCAGAAGCAGGUAAGUGUUUCAGAGUGCCUCCUAAAUGAAACUCAAAAGGAUGGAUUUGAAAGUUUCCGCAUUGAGUCUUCCAAAGUGGAUGAUGUAGGAAGAUCAGGUCCCAUUAAACUAUCUGCAGGAGCUAAACAUAUCAUAAAACCUAUUCAGAAUGUGGAUCAAGAUAACUGCAGGCCAAUUCAUUCAACUAUCCCUUUUGUUGCAGUAACAAAUCGUUGUACAGAACCAGAACCUCAGAAGAAAUCAACAAAGAUCUACAAGUUCUAAGGGUGUUCCACUUGAAGUACCAACUCCGACACUUUCCAAUUAACUGCUGAAAAACUUUUGGAUUUUAGCAUGCAUCUUUCUUCUGUAGUCAGGUAUUCUCCAUGUAACAUCUGUGAAAUACGGCAUUAUAAUUUUGGGAUAUUGGCUUUAAUCAUAUAAGCACCUUACUAUA